AUGGCCCCCGCUUCCAUACCAAACGAUAUCUAUCAGUACUCCCUCCGCUCUGCCUACGAUGCUGGAUUGAAAGAGGGUGGACCACCCGUGGCCUUCCUUACCAACCACGGCACUCAUGGUGUCGGCAUAUUCGAAGCUGAAGAGGAAGACGAUGGCACUGAGCUGCCGCCGAAAGACAUGAUUCAGAUAGAUAGUGUUGCAUACGCUCUCGAUAACGACGGACAAGCGGAGCGAGCGGACAAGGGCGACCAGAUGCCGCAUACACUCGUGACGGUGUUCCAGCCUGCUCAGCGAGUCAAGCUGCCCACAGGCACGACGUUCAAAAAAGUGCUCGAGCUCUUUGCCAGCAAGGCGAGGAACACCCCUUUGCCCUUCAGAAUAACAGGACCCAUCAAGUACAUGGGCACAAAACAGGCGACAUACUGGGAUGUGAAAGGCACAAUCUUCGGCUUUUGCAUACCGCCUUGGCAGAAGGAUGUCAGUGGUGACGGUCUGCAGAGCUGUUUUCUUGCGGAUGAUAAGAAGAAGGGUGGCAGAGUUGUGGAUUUCGAAAUGGGCGACGGUGCAGUGCUGGAGUUUGCAAAGUGCGGACGUUUCCAUCUUGGCUUCCCACAGGAUGACGAGUAUGAGCAACUUCGAAUCUGA
This is a messenger RNA of Recurvomyces mirabilis, 645 nucleotides long. RefSeq lists its product as uncharacterized. Gene Ontology annotation, molecular function: acetolactate decarboxylase activity. The coding region runs from base 1 to 645 and encodes 214 amino acids. Lineage: Eukaryota; Fungi; Ascomycota; Dothideomycetes; Mycosphaerellales; Teratosphaeriaceae. The transcript has a single exon. Gene Ontology annotation, biological process: acetoin biosynthetic process. The record is from RefSeq and is a predicted model, not a curated record.